AUCAAAAAUUGUUUAUUAUUUCUCGUCGCUCCUCUUUUUUUCUCUUCCUUCUCCUUCCUCCGCCAAAAUCUCCCCUCCUAAAAAUACACCUACGAUGUCGAUGUCACUUCUCCGAAUCGCCUCGCGAGGCCCCACGAAAACUUUCUUCCGCGCGAACCGACCUGUUGCGCCCUCUCGAUCCAGUGCAUCCUUCGUUCCGGGUCUGAUUGCUGGUUCCAGCCUUAACUUCAGCACGACCGUGUCCCGAAAAGCCGCCGCGCACCACGAAGAAACAUUUGAGGAGUUUACCGCCAGGUACGAGAGCGAAUUCGAAAAAGUACAAGAUGUUUUCGAGCUUCAGCGUAAUCUAAACAACGCCUUCGCCUACGACUUGGUCCCCUCGCCGUCCGUCGUCGAAGCCGCCCUGCGCGCCGCCCGCCGCGUCAACGAUUUCCCCACCGCCGUCCGCAUCUUCGAGGGCAUCAAGGCCAAGGUCGAGAACAAGAACCAGUACCAACAGUACCUCGACGAGCUAAAGCCCUUACGCGAAGAACUCGGCGUCGUCUUGAAGGAGGACCUGUAUCCCGAGGAGGCCAAAUAAAUAGGUUAACCAAUGCCUCUCUACCUAUACUAUUACUAGGUAGCGGUUGAGAGGACGGUUUAUUCUAUUUAUUUGACAGAAAAAAAUCAGGAGUAGCGGCAGACCAAAAAAAA
Messenger RNA from Hypoxylon trugodes, 693 nucleotides. Its product is annotated as putative cytochrome c oxidase polypeptide VI mitochondrial precursor. The transcript is spliced from 4 exons. Gene Ontology annotation, biological process: mitochondrial electron transport, cytochrome c to oxygen. Gene Ontology annotation, cellular component: mitochondrial inner membrane. The coding region runs from base 95 to 580 and encodes 161 amino acids. NCBI's taxonomy places the organism in Eukaryota, Fungi, Ascomycota, Sordariomycetes, Xylariales, Hypoxylaceae. The record is from RefSeq and is a predicted model, not a curated record.